GAUUAGAGAGGAGAGGAGAAGAGAGGAGCUCGGUGGAGGAGAGGAGAAGAGAGAGAGAGAGAGAGAGAGAGAGAGAGAGUUUAGAAAGAGAGAGAGAGAGAGGGGAGGACGGACUUGGACGAGGAUCAAGAAGUUGUGGAGUUCUUCACGGCGAUCUGACAGGCAGAGAGAGAGACUGCAGGAGCAGAUAUGGGGAAAGCUCAGGAUAAUGACAUGGAGAAAAGCACAUCUAAUAAACAACAGCGAUCACCGAAAAUAUGUGGAACCAACUACCCAGUUAGCAUUGCCUUCAUCGUAGUCAACGAGUUCUGCGAGCGAUUCUCCUACUAUGGCAUGAAAGCGGUGCUCACACUCUACUUCAUCAGAUACCUCCACUGGAACGAGAACCUCUCCACGGCUGUGUACCAUGCAUUCUCUGGCCUGUGCUACUUUACGCCCAUAUUAGGGGCCAUCAUUGCUGACUCCUGGCUGGGGAAGUUUAAAACAAUCAUCUAUCUCUCCAUCGUGUAUGUCAUUGGUCAUGUAAUAAAGUCUGUUGGUGCCAUUCCAGACGUAGGAGACAGCACUACACACGUAGCUCUUUCCGUGCUCGGCCUGGUCCUCAUCGCGUUUGGAACUGGAGGAAUCAAGCCUUGUGUUGCAGCCUUCGGUGGAGACCAGUUUGAAGAGGAACAUAUAGAUGAGAGGAGAAAGUUCUUCUCUAUCUUCUACAUGUCAAUCAAUGCUGGAAGUGUGCUGUCCACUAUCAUCACACCCAUUCUCAGAGGUGAUGUGCAGUGCUUUGGGGGGGAUUGCUACGCUCUGGCAUUUGGAGUUCCUGCAGCUUUGAUGGUCGUCGCUCUGGUGGUUUUCAUUGCUGGCAGUGGACUGUAUGAAAAGACACCUCCUCAAGGAAAUGUCCUGCUGAAUGUCUGCAAGUGCAUUGGGUUUGCCAUAAGCAAUCGGUGGAAGAGGCCCAGGAACAGCCCGAAACGUCAGCACUGGCUGGACUGGGCGGAGGAGAAGUAUUCGAAACGUCUCAUUCAGGAGAUCAAAAUGGUGCUGAGGGUUCUGCUUCUCUACAUCCCGUUACCCAUGUUUUGGGCUCUCUUUGAUCAGCAGGGAUCUCGAUGGACUCUCCAAGCCACCAGGAUGAACAUGGAUUUCGGUGGAGGCUUUGUAGUGAAGCCCGAUCAAAUGCAGAUGCUGAAUGCUUUGCUGAUUCUGGUCUUCGUCCCGAUCUUCGACAUGGGUGUGUACCCUCUGGUCGGCCUCUGUCGGAUCAAGCUCACGCCUCUGAGGAAGAUGGCUACAGGAAUGAUCCUUGCUGCGCUCGCUUUCUGCGCUGCGACUGUAGUGGAAGUCAAUGUCGUUAAAACUGUUGUGGAGACUCCACCAGCCAAGGAAUGCCUUCUGCAAGUUCUCAACCUGGCUGAUGGAGACGUUUCUGUAACAUUUCCAGGACACAGUGUUUUUCCUCAACCUAUAAAACCAUUUGAGGACCCUGCGGAAUACACAAAGCUUCCUCUUGAUGAUGACAUGGAGACCUUCACAGUCAGCGUCACCCACAAAGAUAUCGUUCACCAAUGUCAGCUUAACUUCAGUGAGACCACUGUUUACAGUCUCAUCUUACACAGUGAUAUCACAUGUGAACUGGUGAAAGAUAACUACACCAAAUCAGAUACUGGAGCAGCAUUCCUGAGAUUUAUUAACACACGAACAGACAACAUCAACAUAAGUGUAGGCAAUCAAGAUUUUGAAGUAUCAAGCGGUUAUGGAAUUUCUCGAAGCUUAGACGUUGAAAGAGGACAAUACAAUGAUGUUAAAUGCUUAUCAAGCACAUCAAAGACGUAUCAGAUCGAUCUGGGACUUCUUGACUUUGGCGCCUUCUACACAUUCAUUCUCGAAGGGGAUUCAGAACAGCUUACGUGGAGGAAGACGGUAGAUGUCCAACCCAAUAACGUCCACAUUGCCUGGCAGGUCCCCCAGUAUGUCCUCAUCACUGCAGGAGAGGUCAUGUUCUCCAUUACCGGUCUGGAAUUCUCAUACUCUCAGGCUCCGGCCAGUAUGAAGUCUGUGCUGCAGGCGGGGUGGUUGCUGACUGUGGCGUUUGGGAAUGUCAUUGUGCUGAUUGUAGCAGAAGGAGCUGGGCUGGAACAGUGGACAGAGUUCGUCCUGUUUGCUGCUCUGCUGGUGGGGGUCAGCAUCAUCUUCUCCAUCAUGGCCUACUUCUACACCUACGUGGACCCUGACCAGCUCGACAAGGAGUUCAGAGAUGAAAACAAAGACAACAUGGACGAUUUAAAGAAAGAUAAGAAGGAACAGGAGAGCAUGGGCAUGAAGGAUGUCCCAAAGCAAACCAAGAUAUAGCACAACUCUCUUCUCUGAUGUCCUGCAUUAAGAUACUGAAGCACAAUAAAUCAAAGCAAAACUAAUUGUAUAAGACAGUACAUGAUGUUCACUGGACUUCUGCUGCAUUCUGGUAUUCCAGGGCUUUCAUCUGAUCAUCAGCUGAUCUCUGUUACUCAGGGAUCCUAUUGUAUCUUUCAUGCAAAAAAAAAAAAAUCAUAAAGGGACAUUUUGUAAAAACAUUAGGUACUGUGUAGAUUAUUAAAUCUAAAUCCUUAGCAGAUUUUUUAUUGAUAUAUUUAACUUUUAAUAUUUUGAAGUAUGUAAACAUAGUCGUUAUCAAUUCAGACAAUUUGAGCCACUUUUUCUUUUUACAAUAAUUUUUACCUCAUAAGUAUUUCUAAAGUGUGUGUGUGUGUGUAUGUAUGUAUGUUUUAUAGCCACCACCAACAAUGUGAAGAGAGUAUCAUUCAGAGACUUAUUUUGUGUUUAAUAUGUGUUUUAUAACCCAAUCCGCUUGUUUAUUCUUAAUUUUUCUAAACAAGUUUAGAUAAAUCGGUUAAUGUUGGACACGGUUGCUCUUUUUUUGCCUUAAAAUGCUUCAAUAAAAUGUAGCAAUUUCUCA
Molecule: messenger RNA, 2953 nt
Organism: Astyanax mexicanus (Mexican tetra)
Lineage: Eukaryota; Metazoa; Chordata; Actinopteri; Characiformes; Acestrorhamphidae
Gene: slc15a2
Product: solute carrier family 15 member 2
Exons: 23
Coding region: 190-2349 (719 amino acids)
Biological process (GO): transmembrane transport; oligopeptide transport
Cellular component (GO): membrane
Molecular function (GO): dipeptide transmembrane transporter activity
Source: RefSeq, a predicted model, not a curated record